Astyanax mexicanus (Mexican tetra) is the source of this 2603-nucleotide messenger RNA. RefSeq names its product RNA-binding protein 38. Bases 305 to 1012 code for a protein of 235 amino acids. Gene Ontology annotation, molecular function: RNA binding. Lineage: Eukaryota; Metazoa; Chordata; Actinopteri; Characiformes; Acestrorhamphidae. Gene Ontology annotation, cellular component: cytosol. The transcript is spliced from 4 exons. The record is from RefSeq and is a predicted model, not a curated record.
CCCGGAAAAACAUGAGGGGAGGUAGUAUAUCGCAGCGUGCGGAGCGGCGGAGCGGGGACUGGAGAGACACACGCUGGAGACACGCAGUUUAGCGAUGUUUAGCGUUGGUUAAAGACAAAAGACUAAAGUUUUAACACUGAGGAGUCUGAAUCCUGGGCGAGCCUUUUGUUUCAAACGAUACAAUCCGUCUCGGAUCAUUUUAAACAACGGGUUCUAUCCAGGGCUGUGUUUACUUCUUUAUUUUUGUUAAUUUGUUUGCUUGUUUUAAGCUUCUGUCACAAGCUCUGCUGACUUGAGGUAGCCAAUGCUUUUACACCAGUUCAAGAACGCCACGCUCGACGCUAUGCACCCAACAGGAAUCCAAAAAGACACUACUUUCACCAAGAUCUUCGUUGGUGGGUUACCCUACCACACGAACGAUGCUUCGCUGAGAAAGUACUUCGAGGCUUACGGCGACAUAGACGAGGCUGUGGUCAUAACGGACCGGCAGACGGGGAAAUCCAGAGGAUACGGCUUCGUGACGAUGACUGACAGGGUGGCAGCCGAACGAGCCUGUAAAGACCCAAACCCCAUCAUUGAUGGCCGGAAAGCCAAUGUCAAUCUGGCCUACCUCGGAGCCAAGCCACGCAGUCUCCAGACAGGGAUAUCUAUAGGUGUGCAGCCCAUCCACCCAGCACUUAUUCAAAGACAGUAUGGACUCGUCCCACAGUACGUCUACCCGCAGGCCUUCGUCCAGCCCAGCCUCAUGCUCCCAUCUCAGGUGGCCUCCUCAGUCAGCUCUCCAUACCUGGACUACAGCACAGCCUACGCUCAGUAUGCCUCAGCAGCCUUCGAGCACUACCCUUACGCCUCCUCUCCUGGCUUUGUGGGCUAUGGCUACACUGCCAGCACCGCCUCUGGGGGUCCUUCUGCCCCUACUCCAGCCCAGACCCUCGCUAAUGCAGCUGCAGCCACUCCUGCCUUCCUCCAGUACCCUCCACAGCAGCACUUGCAGCCUGAGCGCAUGCAGUGAAGGAUCGAGCAGUGUUUGGACCUGACUCUGCUCGUGGGUCCCAGGAAACGUGAGGAAUAGACUUUAAUUGCACUGUCACGUUAGGAUUUCGCUCCAGCUGUGGAGCCCAGAAAACAGCAAAACUGUGCAGUGACUUCAAAGGGCUUCCAGAAGCACUGAUGCCAACUAUUAUUAUAAUUAUUAUUAUUAUUUUUACUUUCUUCCUCUUUCAAUAUUCUUCAAAAUAAUUAAUAUUAUUGUUACUAUUAUUCAUGUUGCCAUAAGCUUUAUUAUGUUAGUUUUUUUUUUUUUUUGUCGUUAAUAUCCAUGUUUAAUGUCCUUAUGGUAUAUUAUGAUGUUCAGAUCAAUCAGUUUAAGGUGCCUGGUUGUGGAGUAGUGGACACAGUGGGAAAGGGUGCGAAAGACUGUAUCAGGUGAACACUCAAUGAUGACUCUUUGGAAGGUGUAUUGGGGGUAUUGCUGCUUACGAUACCUAGGGAGUAAUGGGGUUUUCUUUCUCCUUUUUUUUUAUUUUUUAUAAAGCGAUAAAAGGUCUGAGCUUACAAAUAGCUGACGUAAACCAUUAAGGGGGAGGUAAAAAAAAGAAUAAAUAAAAUUAUAAAAAGAGGGGGCAAGAAAGAACCCACCCAUACAUAUCUUUAAAUGGGGGGGAAAAUGGAAAAGUUUUUUAAAAUAAUGGUGAGGCCUUAAAACUAGACUGUAAAUUUGUUUCUUUUAUUUGUAUACAGGGUUAACUGUGAACAAGCCACAAAUUGCUUCCAAACAGAAGGUCAUGUCUACAGUCCUCAGGCAUGUUUAAGUCUAGAGACUUGGUAGAUGGUAUUUUAGAGUAAGGGUGCUAAUUGAAGAUCAGCUUUUUGAUCGUAAUUCAGUCUGUGUUGAUGGCUGUGGCUAAAUGCCAUAAAGCAAAACUCUGAUCUAAGAACAGAUGUUGGGUUUAGGCGAUGCUUCACAUGUAUCCCAUGAUUGAGAUCAUCGCUGAUCAUGAUAUGAUGCAGUAAGCACAGGAGGGAGCAAACAUUGGAGUUUAACAGGUAUGGUAGCUGACACUGAUACCUAUGGUACAUCAGUUUUGUGUAACUGUUAAAACUAAAGAUUGUUGAAUGUCUUCCUCUUUUAAAGUGACAUUCAUUAUGUACAGCAUUUUCAAAACGUUGCCACAAGUAAGUGCAUUUUGCAGUAUUUAUGUUGAUAUUUAAGUGAUCUGUGGUAAUAUUACUUUGUUUUAUAAACUGCUGUCUCAAGUGCAAGCCCAGUGUAUGCAACAUACACACUGUUGCAGGCUUCUGGUCACUAGAAGAGAAUGUGUAAAUAGUUAAUUUUUCUUUUUUUUUUUCUUUAUUCCUCACCCCUUCCUUUUAAAUUUAUUUGCAUAAUUUCUUCAUAGAUUAUUAAUCCACAUGUGCACCUAAGGGAUAAUUACUUUUUUUUUUUUUUUUUUUUUAAGUACACUAUUAAGUCGCAGCUUGCACCUGCUGGCACAUAAUUGCUCUAUGAAGCGUUUUUAUGUCACAUCAUUUCAAUAUCUGCAACGAAAGCCAUACCAAGGAAAAUCUUGGGGUAAAAAAUAAAGACUUUAUACUGAAAAGAA